Paramisgurnus dabryanus is the source of this 4440-nucleotide messenger RNA. RefSeq names its product phosphoinositide-3-kinase, regulatory subunit 1 (alpha) (gene pik3r1). Gene Ontology annotation, molecular function: 1-phosphatidylinositol-3-kinase regulator activity; protein binding. Gene Ontology annotation, cellular component: phosphatidylinositol 3-kinase complex. NCBI's taxonomy places the organism in Eukaryota, Metazoa, Chordata, Actinopteri, Cypriniformes, Cobitidae. Gene Ontology annotation, biological process: phosphatidylinositol phosphate biosynthetic process; insulin receptor signaling pathway. The record is from RefSeq and is a predicted model, not a curated record.
UCAGUGUGCGGUGGCUCGGGCGGAGUCGGUUUUCGGUCGGGAAACGAGCGCAAUCCUUAAUGUAUAAAAUAAAAUAUAAUAAUUCAUUUAGCGGAUUGAAAAGUAACCCACCGCUGGAUGUUACUUCCCCUGGGACGCGUCGUCUGAGGUGUACUUUAAUAGCAGUCACACAGGGUGGAUUUGUUGAGGAGCUGCCGAGAGCUGGAGUUACGGGAAGCGUAGGAAAUUUUGUCGGCCCUCCUUUUCAUGAACCGGCCUCAUGAAACUUACUAAAGUUUGCAUAUCCAAUUCUAUUUCUCUGCAUUCUCGCCCUUCUUAGGUUUGAGUUGCGAGAUCUACAGGAUCAGGCCUCACACAGAUGGGAAGAAAAUGUCUGAAGCACCUUGAAGGUGCACUCAAUCACUGGACUAUUAGUUUCACAUAAUCCACCCAUUAGGACAAACUAUCCAGUGUGGAUGAUGUUUAAGGCUUACAGUCUUUAAUAUAAAAUAUUUUGAUUAACUCUUGCCUCAUCCAAAAAUUGGUUCAAAGAACCUUUGUGAGUGAUCGGCAUUGUUUUUAUAAAAACCAUACCAUCAAGAUGAGUGCAGAAGGAUAUCAGUAUCGAGCACUGUACGACUAUAAAAAAGAAAGAGAGGAGGAUAUCGAUCUGCACGUAGGCGACAUUCUUACCGUCAAUAAGGGUGCACUGCUUGCAGUUGGAUAUACAGAGGGCCUGGAAGAGAGACCCGAUGAAGUAGGAUGGCUACCUGGCUUUAACGAAACCACUCAGGAAAAAGGUGACUUUCCUGGUACGUACGUGGAGUUCAUCGGCAAGAAAAAGAUUUCUCCACCAACUCCUAAACCAAGGCCCCCAAGGCCUCUACCUGUGGUCCCUGGGCCCACCAGGCCAGACUCAGACUCCGAGCAAGGCUCUUGCACUCUGUUAGACCUGACGGAGCAGUUCGCUCCUCCAGAAAUGGGGCCGCCUAUGCUGCUCAAGCUCCUCGAGGCCAUUGAGAGGAAAGGUCUAGACAACCCUACCCUCUACAGAAAUUUCACUGCUGGAGGAGGGCUUGAUGUCCGACAAUGUUUUGAUGGUGACCCGGCGUCAAUGGAUCUUGAGCAGAUGGACCUUCAGAUGUUGUGUGAUGGUCUAAGGAGGUACCUUCAAGAUCUGCCUCAGCCCAUCAUACCCUCUGCCAUCUACAAUGAGAUGAUACGCAUCGCUCAAGAGGUGCAGGGUACAGACGAAUGCUCGCAUCACCUGCGGCUGAUCGCCAGCUCCUCGGCUCUUCCCCCGCAGUAUUGGCUGGCCCUGCAGUGCUUGCUGCGCCACUUUUUGCGCGUGUGCCAGGCCUCAGCGGCCAACCUCCUCAGCGCCCGUGCAAUCGCGGAGAUCUUCAGCCCGGCGCUCUUCAGACAUCAGCCCACCAGCUGUGAGCCCAGUCCUGAGGCACACAUCAGAAUAAUUGAAGUCCUGGUGAGCAGUGAAUGGAGUGACAAUCAGGCGGCUCCAGCACUACCUCCCAAGCCGCCCAAACCAACGCCUGUCACUAACAACGGUAUGAACAACAACAUGGCUCUGCAAGACGCUGAAUGGUACUGGGGGGACAUCUCAAGGCAAGAAGUCAACGAGAAGCUUAGGGACACGGCUGAUGGUACAUUUUUGGUCCGUGAUGCCUCCACUAAAAUGCACGGGGAUUACACUCUCACAUUAAGGAAGGGAGGUAACAACAAGCUCAUCAAAAUCUUCCAUCGUGAUGGGAAGUAUGGCUUUUCAGACCCCCUAACCUUCAACUCCGUGGUGGAGCUGAUCAACCACUAUCGGCACGAAUCCCUCGCACAGUACAACCCUAAACUAGAUGUGAAACUACUGUACCCUGUUUCCAAGCACCAGCAGGAUCAGGUGGUGAAGGAGGACAACAUUGAAGCUGUUGGGAAAAAGUUGCACGAAUACCACCAGCAGUAUCAGGAGAAAAACCGAGAGUACGACCGACUCUACGAAGAAUACACUAGAACGUCACAGGAAAUACAAAUGAAAAGAACAGCUAUCGAAGCCUUCAAUGAGACCAUAAAGAUCUUUGAAGAGCAGUGCCAGACGCAGGAGCGAUACAGCAAGGAAUACAUUGAAAAGUUCAGGAGGGAAGGCAACGAGAAGGAAAUCCAAAGGAUCAUGGUAAAUUAUGAGAAGUUGAAAUCACGCAUCAGUGAAAUCGUGGACAGCAAGCGGCGUCUGGAGGAAGACCUAAAGAAGCAGGCGGCGGACUAUAGAGAGAUCGACAAGCGGAUGAACAGCAUUAAGCCUGACCUCAUCCAGCUCAGGAAGACCAGGGAUCAGUACCUCAUGUGGCUGACACAGAAAGGAGUCAGACAGAAGAAACUCAACGAAUGGCUGGGAAUAAAAAACGAGAACCAGGACGAUCAAUACUCUAUGGUGGAGGAUGACGAAGAUUUGCCGCACCAUGACGAACGCUCCUGGAGGCUGGGCAACAUUAACCGCAUCCAGGCUGAGGCGCUUCUGAGGGGCAAGAGAGAUGGAACAUUCCUGGUCAGGGAUAGCAGCAAAGCUGGCUGUUACGCCUGCAGUGUUGUGGUGGAUGGCGAGGUCAAGCACUGCGUCAUCAACAAGACACCGACGGGAUACGGCUUCGCCGAGCCAUACAACCUUUACGGCUCUCUGAAAGAACUGGUCUUGCACUACCAGCACACAUCCCUGGUUCAGCACAAUGACUCUUUGAAUGUCACGUUAGCAUACCCGGUCUACGCACACCAGAGGCGGUGAGGAUUUGUUGAACACACCCUUGAGACUUAAAUACGGAAGUGUAGAAAGGGCCUCCCCUCGCACGGAGACUCCCUCAGUAGGGCCGCUACAGAGGGCCGAUGCUUUUCGCCUUGAAACGACUAUGUCGGAAAGACAAGGGAGCGAAACCCAAAACAAACAUUUCAGCCACUGAGACUUUCGCCAGUCUGAAUGUAGUUUUCCUUCUUGAGCAGAGACUGCUGGACUUGAGCUCAUUUUCUCCCGAAACGGAGGACUUAGGAGGCCUUUUCCAAAUGGUGCUUGUUCAUUUCAAAGCUUUACCCGCUGCUGGAAUGUUGAACAUUGAACCUCUGGAGUGAAUCUUUUUUACCUCUCUACCCCCUCACCUGCUCAAACCAGGACCCUUUGUGUGUGUGCGUGCGUGUGUGACUACGAGAGAAUGUGAUGUGACCAAAAUUCACAGUAUCUGAAAGCUAUCGGGAUGUUCAACAUGUUGUGUUAAACUUUCACGAACAGACCAUGGAAUCACCUGAUCAGAUGUAGCAAGAUGGCACUUUCGAAAAAGUAUCUACUAGUUUUCCUGUAAGAGACUUUUCUUAUGAACGUUCGAUACGACGCGCCUCGUCUCAGAGGAGCAUGGCGACGAGAAGCGAGCAAGACGCUUGGCAUUUUCAUUGAGAGCAUUAUUGUGACAGACUCUAAAUUCAUUUCUCCUUUACGGACUGGAACUGAAAAGGACUUAAUGUUGUGUGUGUAUAUAUAUUAUAUAUAUACAGACAGCAUCAAAGGCUACGUGAUGAAACCAUAUUGUACCAAAAAAACGCAGCUCCCUCUCAGUUGUAUUCUAAUCUGCUAUGCAAAUUCUGUAUUUUCCGUCGUCUCUGCAGAGUUGUGAUUUUAUUUUACACAUUGCUACCCAUAAUAUAAUGAUAACUCGUUUUUAUUGCUUAAAAGUCUUUUUUAUGUCGGUAUCUAAGAGGAUAUUUUAAGUGUCAAAUCGCCAAGAAAGUUGGCUUGGGUUUUACAGACGAAAUGAGAGAAGAGUACUUUAUUACAUAUUUCUUUAUCAGCCGCCGGUAAAAAUUAAAAGAGUAUUUUAUUAGUCUUUUUCACUCUGAGCUGAUUUUUUCUUGGGCAGAGCCCGGAGAAUAUUAGUGCUGCUUCUGUCUACAGUAAUGGUGAUGAUAUAUCUGAUCAUUUUCAAUAGAGCAAAUGGAAAUAAACUAUGACAUCUGAAAUCUCUGCAAUUGAAUGAUUCAUGUCAAACAAAUACAACACUGCUUUUAUCCUAUCACACAUAUAGAGGUUUAUUUUGUGAUAUCUGUUCCAUAAACACGAGCAAAGUGAUUUGAUCCUCUGGAGUGAAGAGAAAACUGGUAAAAGAUUGAUUUUGCUGAUGAACACCCUCUCAUUCCUUAUCAACAUAGUAUUUUUCUGUAUCAGAAAAUCCUUAAGCGUUUACAUGGAUCAGCUGCGUUCCACUAGUACCCAACGUUCUAGUCUAAUUCUGUUAUUUAGAAAAUACGGUCGAUACAAAUUUAGGAGAACCUGCAAGCUUUACAAUUUUCAUGGCUAGCUACUUUAUGAUUGGUAAAGUCAGUAUUGCUUUUGCCUUCUGCUUUUGUGUACAUUGCGGUUACACUUGGCAAAUGCAUUUGAUAUUUUGCAUAAAUAAACAUCGAUGUUGACACCAGUAA